AUUGGACUUUAGCCACACUUUUAUGAUAUCGUGGAUACUCUGCUUAAAUGGUUGGUGUGGUUGGAAAAUAUCUACGGUAAAUUCUCUGAGGUGUAUGGCACACUCAACGGGUUCAUCUUUUUGUUUUCAGGCUGUCUUUAAAACAACCCUAUUUUUUAUUUUAUUGACAAAUAUAAAUAAUUAACAACUUUACAUUUCACCCUUCAACAAUUUAAAUUCUGAAAAGAACGACAAAUUCACUGUUUCGCGGGAGGGCUUUUCGCAAAAUGUGCCUUCUAAUUUGUCCCGAGGCGCACCACUUUGUCAGCGAGCGCAGCUACCCGUUCGCCGGUCUUACGCUCAAGCUGAUAUUCGCCAUGCUCUUCUCGAUAACUGGCCAGACCAGUCGAACCAUUGCUAAGCAUAUAUCAAAGCCUAUGCACGCCACAUCAACAGCCAAUGCGACGCCCAGGCGCCGUUACCGUCGUAACCCUGCUGUUGCUACUGCUGCCGCGAUUUUAUCAGACUUUGAUGCUGCACCAGAAGAUACGCUGCCGGGCAGCCGCAGUCAGAGCCGCGCGGCCCCGCGCAACACUGCCAGACAGGUGGUGCCGAAAGACGAGGAGUGCUGGCCAGUGACCAUACUGAUCGAGCGGUAUCCUGAUCUUCGGUACGAGCGCUGGUUGCCAGGGCCCCUGCGUACAUCCAAAAAUAUUCCCGCGUCCGAAUGCGACAACCGGUACUUGCGCGGACCCCGGGGUAAUCUUCUGUGUCUGUGGUGUGGGCAAGAGACUAAAGAUAAAAACAGCCUGUUCUGUCUUAAACCCAAAUUGGACAGAUCACGGCGUAUCACGACUUUGUUCGGCGAAGGAUGUGAACACGAGCAUCGUAUGCGCAGAGAUAACCAGUAUGUCCGUGAACAACUGAAUAAGCGCGACCGUGGGGUUUGCUUUGACUGCGGAAUCGAUAUCCACGCGGUAUUCAAUGAGUCUGUAAACUGCAAAACCCUGGAGGAGCGCGCUGAAGUGUUCAAAAGGUUGUCUCAGCGGACACCCGAGUGGCUAAAGAAGGUCAGGCGGCCGCUGUCCAGCAUGGAGUACAAGUUUACUGAGGGUAUGUUUUGGGAAGCCGCGCAUAUCAUUGACGUGAAACACGGCGGCGGACUGUGUGGGCUUGGCGGGUACCAUACGUUAUGCGUACCGUGUCAUAACGACGAGUUUAUGAGGAACUACAUGACUGACCUGUCCAAUUUGCCUAUGUACCAGUCGCCGCCAGCUGCAUUUACUGGCCAGAGUCCAAGAAUAAACAUGGCUGCGCCUGCGACUGCUGCAAUCCCCGCCUCCCCUAUACGCGUGGUGCGCCCGCAUGUAGUAGCAUCGGCGCAAUUGGCGGAGACAGAGGCAGCAACAACAGUGGCAUUCUCGCCUUCGCCGCUUUCAACGCGAAUUGUGCAGACGAAUCUACAGUCGGCCAGCAGCUUUACGACGCCGCUGGCAAUGCGGCAGACGACCAAUAAGAGCAAAUCAGCGAUGCCGCCAUCUCGAACAGCGAGUAUGGCUUCGUAUUCGUCGUCUGCCUCACUCCCAUCGCCAACAAGCAAUACUGUGCUAAGUGUGCCGCGGGCCGUAUCCCGUGGAGCACGGACAAAGAAGCCGAGGGCAAAGGUCGCUGACCCUACGUACAAACCCAUCGAUUCUUCGUUUAAAUCCAGCGACGGGUUGAGGAUACUGUCAAAGAAGACGACGACCACGAUCAACAUUUCUUCAUCCGAGGAAUCCAGCGACAACUAUGAAGAUGGUAACGGCGAGGUGCGCAAUGGUCUUGGCGCCGUCAGGCUGGCCAGCAGCCGGCUGAAAAAGGCAAUGCGCAAUCCCUCUGACGGCACAGCUAGCGCGGCAAGCACGAAUAGCAGAUACACCGCUAGCACCGCGGCAAGCAACAGCACCGGGUUUUCGUCUAGAACAUCAACCAGAAUGCCCACAGCCCGCCAAGGCACCACUUGUUUUCGGCUGUCGCCAAGCGCUAGUGGAUACCCUGUAGAAUAAUAAGCAUUGCCAGUAUUGUAAUAACGAAAGAAAAAUU
Kickxella alabastrina is the source of this 2061-nucleotide messenger RNA. RefSeq lists its product as uncharacterized. Gene Ontology annotation, cellular component: nuclear replication fork. The transcript has a single exon. NCBI's taxonomy places the organism in Eukaryota, Fungi, Kickxellomycota, Kickxellomycetes, Kickxellales, Kickxellaceae. Gene Ontology annotation, biological process: replication fork processing; DNA repair. The coding region runs from base 267 to 2024 and encodes 585 amino acids. The record is from RefSeq and is a predicted model, not a curated record.